This is a messenger RNA of Electrophorus electricus (electric eel), 3242 nucleotides long. It is a transcript of the gene hnrnpll, whose product is annotated as heterogeneous nuclear ribonucleoprotein L like. NCBI's taxonomy places the organism in Eukaryota, Metazoa, Chordata, Actinopteri, Gymnotiformes, Gymnotidae. Gene Ontology annotation, biological process: mRNA processing. The record is from RefSeq and is a predicted model, not a curated record. Gene Ontology annotation, cellular component: nucleus. Gene Ontology annotation, molecular function: RNA binding.
GCGGCUCGGCUCCGCAGACGCGCACAGCUGUGAGAAGGCUCACCAGCCAGGCACAUGCUGCGGAACGGACCCGCUCUCCGCCUUUAAGCCCGUAACAAUUCGCAUAUUUACUCGCGUACCGACUGUUCGUCGCCACCCGCCCCGCUGACAAUGUCCCUUAUCGAGGAAUACGCGGAGGGGGAAUACGAGAGAGCGCCCAAGCGGCUAAAGACGUCCGAGGUUGAGGAGGGAGAGGAGCUGGAGGAAGGGGAGGAUUCAGACUCAGCAUCGGCGGGGCUGCUAGGAGACGAGGAGGAUGACACAGGGCCCGGUGAGCAGAAAAGACCUCGGUGGAGCGCAUCAAAAUACGGAUCUGGGAGAAAGGACAACGGCGAUGAGACCCACAGGAUCGCCCCGUCACCUGUCGUCCACGUUCGAGGACUCUGCGAGUCUGUGGUGGAGGCUGACUUAGUGGAGGCUUUGGAGAAAUUUGGAAACAUCUGCUACGUGAUGAUGAUGCCGUUUAAGAGGCAGGCGCUGGUGGAGUUUGAGGACGUGGAGAGCUCCGACCGCUGCGUGGCCUGUGGCUCCAGCGAGGCCGUCUACAUCGCCGGGCAGCAGGCCUACUUCAACUACUCCACCAGUAAGCGCAUCACCCGGCCCACCAACGCCGACGACCCCAACAGCGGGAACAAAGUGCUGCUGCUCUCCAUCCAGAACCCGCUCUAUCCGAUCACUACGGAUGUUUUAUACACAGUGUGCAACCCGAUUGGUAAUGUGCUACGGAUUGUCAUCUUCAAGCGUAACGGAAUCCAGGCCAUGGUAGAGUUCGAAUCUGUCCAGAAUGCCCAGAAAGCCAAAGCAGCACUCAAUGGAGCCGACAUAUACGCCGGCUGCUGCACUCUGAAAAUCGAGUACGCUCGGCCCUCACGCCUCAACGUCAUCAGAAACGACAACGACAGUUGGGACUACACCAAACCCUUUUUGGUCAGAAGAGAACGUGGCAAAGGGAGGCAACGGCAGGCCAUACUGGGCGAACACCCGUCCUCGUACAGUGACAACGGUUACGGGUCACACUGCCCCCUGCUGCCACUGCCCAGUAAUAACAGGUUCAAAAGGAGCUCCCAUGACGUGCCAGAUGUGGUGGCCUACCCCCUGCCCCAAACUUCUUCCUACAUUGGCCACUCCUCCAGCUCUGUUGCCAUGGUGAGCGGCCUGCAUCCUAGCAAGAUGAACUGUACCCGCAUCUUCAACCUCUUCUGUCUCUAUGGCAACGUUGAGAAGGUGAAAUUCAUGAAAAGUGUGCCAGGCACAGCCCUGGUGGAGAUGGGCGAUGAGUAUGCUGUGGACCGGGCCAUCACACACCUCAACAGCAUCAAGGUCUUCGGGAAGAGGCUCAAUGUAUGUGUGUCCAAGCAACACGCCGUCAUCCCCAGCCAGGUCUUCGAGCUGGAGGACGGCUCCAGUAGCUACAAAGACUUCGCCAUGACCCGUAACAACCGCUUCACCAGCGCCGGGCAGGCCUCCAAGAACAUAAUCCAGCCGCCUUCCUGCGUGCUGCACUUCUACAACGUCCCUCCCUGCAUCUCCGAGGACGACCUGCUGAUGUUAUGCAAGGAGCAUGAUGUGCCCGGCUUCAUCAAGUUCAAGGUGUUUGAUGCUAAACCCAGCUCCAAAACCAUCUCGGGGCUCCUGGAAUUUGACAGCAAGACCCACGCGGUGGAAGUGCUGACGGUCCUUAACCAUUACCAGAUCAGAAUACCCAAUGGCUCCAACCCUUACACCCUCAAGCUGUGCUUUUCCACCUCCUCCCACCUGUGAGAUGGAGCUCGGGACACCCACUCCAUACCACCGCGCUGUUUACAGGGGACGAAGUGGCAGAAAAAGCCGUGGAGACACCGGGAGACAGGAGUGGAGCGGAGGAUGAUAUGAACUGGCACGGACCUUUUAGUGCGAGGACUCCCAAGCGCAAAACACUCAAAAAUCGUUUUCGGCUUUUUUUUCUUCUCCUUCUUCCUCUUUUUCUUCUUCUUCUUCUUCUUCUUCUUCUUCUUCUUCUUGUUAUUCUUUUUUUUUAUUUUUUAGACUGUUAUGUGUUUUUUUUUCCAUCAUUAUUCUCUGGUAUAACCAGAAACUGACUGACUUCAUAAUAAUGAGACAUGAUGAUGUCAACCCAGCCAAUUCCGAUUGGCCAGUGGCACUGAAGUUACGUUUCCCAUGGCAACUGAAGCAAGAUGAAACAAACUGGGACAUCUUUAUGUUUGUGUUUUUGGUCUCUAGCUAAUGGCUUUUUUAUGUUUUUCCUGUACUCUACAGAAUUUACACAAUCCAAAAUGACAGUGACUUAUGAUUUAUUGUUAUGCCAAUGUUCCUGACCUGAACAGUAGUUGUACGAACCGCCUGCUGAUUCUGAAACUGACAUGGUGUAAUAAGAUGUGUGUAUAGAUGUAGAGACAGAGGUAGAAAAGCCUGGGAAAUGAGCAAUCUGUUUAUACACUGUAAUUUAGACACGUCUGUAAUAUUUAUGUGUAUAGAUGCUGAGUGAGUCCUGAGGUGGCCAUGAGAUUUACUGGGACACAAGGCGCCUGGUUUAGCCAGGGCAGCGACAGUAAUGUGCUGCAUGAUUGGUCAAAGUAUUCUUCUUGGACUAGUCAUCAGUUGUUACCAGCUUUGCAGUAGCUAGUCAAGGUGGUGUGCUGAAGGCUGUCGAUCCAGCCGCAAGAGUGUCUGCUGUGAUGAAUGAUUUAUGAUUAACAGUCAGAGUGAGGUGUUGGUUGUAUGUAACAUUGUUGCUCCACAGGACUUUGGAAUCCGAAAACGGACACAUGGAAGGAUUCUGGCCCGGUGGGCAGGAUGCCAGCGCGGCUGCCUGACCGGGUCAAGCAUGUACUAUGCGCGUGAUGGGAGCACUCGGCUGCUUCGGGGGGUGAAAGGUGGGGUGGAGGGGGUUUGCGUAGUGGGCUUCACAUGCACCAUGGGAGCCGUGCCCUGGGGGUGCCCGGUCUGCCGGAUGACUGGCGCUGCCUGGCAGUGGGCAGGGAUGGUACUUUUGACAUCUCCUGGCGUGAGGUUGGAAGGCCAUAGUGCAGGACGUGGAGCUGUAGAACCCACCGCCUUUGGCAGUCACAGCAGGAGCCGUGCAGAGGGAACCCAAGGAUCACGUGUGCAGUAUUCUCAGUUUACUUGUCCAUGUGUGUAAUUGGCACUUCAACACAUCUGCUGUUCACUGUGAGCAUGUCCAGCCAUUAAAAACAUUUGCCAGA